This is a messenger RNA of Esox lucius (northern pike), 1381 nucleotides long. It is a transcript of the gene fgf22, whose product is annotated as fibroblast growth factor 22. The coding region runs from base 640 to 1290 and encodes 216 amino acids. Gene Ontology annotation, biological process: fibroblast growth factor receptor signaling pathway; positive regulation of cell population proliferation; cell differentiation. Gene Ontology annotation, cellular component: cytoplasm. The record is from RefSeq and is a predicted model, not a curated record. Gene Ontology annotation, molecular function: growth factor activity; fibroblast growth factor receptor binding. The transcript has 3 exons. Lineage: Eukaryota; Metazoa; Chordata; Actinopteri; Esociformes; Esocidae.
UUUCUUUCUUUCUCCUGUCUCUCUCUCACUCUCUCUCUUUCACACACACACACACACACACACACACUUUCUCUUUAUAUCACACUCUCAUACCCAAUUACACACGCACACACAGUCACUUCCAAUCCCUCAUUCAACUCACUGUCAGCCACGGGUCAAAACCACAGACAAGCACCUUAUUCCAAUCCCGCUGGAGAGAGGAGCACUGCAAAGUUCACUCAGCACAGGACAGGACACUGACUGACUGACUCAGCAGCUGGGAAGAAGGACGGAAGCCAAGGAGCAGAACAGGCUUCAGAAGAACAGGGAAAACAACAGAAAAUGACAGAUUGCUUUUGGCAAAGGAAUUACUGAAUGUAUUGUUUUCAGGACGGAGUGAGUAAAUAGUCUCGAAAGAGAAAGGAGUUUAGCAUCGGAGCCCUGAAGAGACUGAGCCAUAUGCGGCAGAGGGCUGGUUGGAACUCCGGUUCUUCACGGCUCUGCUGACUGGUCCUCGGUGACAGGGACCGCUGCCUCUUUGAUCGCCCUCCCAACUUCCCGAGCAAAACCCCUCAACCGGAGCGCACCCCCCGGGUCUCCGUCCCACCGGGCAGCAUGCCUACUGCCUGCGCAAGGUGCACCUUGGGAAUCUGACCCACCAUGUGCAGAUGGAUGCCGCCCAUUGCUGGUCUCCGUCCUGACCUUGCUGCCACUGGCACUGCCCAUGCCAGGCGGCCCCCACUGCCCAGCGCUGCCUCCCUCUGCCUGGCGUGCCUCACCCUGUUCCUGGUGGCUGGCACGGCUCUGGGGGGCUGCCCGCCUGGGGUAGCGCAUGAUCCCCUCCAAGUGCUGUCGAGGGGCGUCAACUGGACACUGGAGAGGCACGCGCGUAGUUACAAUUACCUAGAGGGCGACGUCCGGCUCCGGCGGCUGUACUCCGCCAACAAGUUCUUCCUCUAUAUCGACAAAACAGGCAAGGUGGAUGGAACCAGACGGAAAAACUACGCUGAAAGCCUAAUGGAAAUCCGAUCUGUCAGUGUUGGAGUGGUCGCCAUCAAAUCUGUCAGCACUGGACUGUAUUUAGCUAUGUCGAAAAAAGGCACCCUCUUUGGAUCGGUAAAGUACAGCCCCAACUGUAAGUUUAAGGAGCGCAUUGAGGAAAACGGCUACAACACGUACGCCUCGCUGCGCUGGAAACAUGGCGGCAGGCAGAUGUUCGUGUCUUUGAAUGGCAGGGGAAAACCCCGGCGGGGUCACAAAGCCCGGAGGAGACACCCUUCAACCCACUUCCUCCCUAUGGUGCCCUCAUAGCUUGAAAACGGAUCUACAGCCAACUCACCACAGCCAGCUCACCACAGCCAGUUCACCACAGCCAGUUCACCACAGCCAGCUCACCACAGCC